Oryzias melastigma (Indian medaka) is the source of this 1548-nucleotide messenger RNA. RefSeq names its product 5-hydroxytryptamine receptor 3C. Bases 190 to 1080 code for a protein of 296 amino acids. Gene Ontology annotation, molecular function: extracellular ligand-gated monoatomic ion channel activity; neurotransmitter receptor activity; transmembrane signaling receptor activity. Gene Ontology annotation, biological process: monoatomic ion transmembrane transport; signal transduction; chemical synaptic transmission. The transcript is spliced from 6 exons. Lineage: Eukaryota; Metazoa; Chordata; Actinopteri; Beloniformes; Adrianichthyidae. The record is from RefSeq and is a predicted model, not a curated record. Gene Ontology annotation, cellular component: membrane; synapse; neuron projection.
GAUUCUAAUGUUUGUCAUCUUUUUAUUAAUCAGCGCUGGAAAAAUGAAUUCCUGACCUGGAAUCCUUCGGACUUCUGCGGGAUCGACAAACUGACGAUCCUAAAGUCACUCGUCUGGGUCCCAGAUGUGAGCAUUGACGAAGACGCCUCGGACACCGGGAGCAUUCGAUCAGAUCCGCUGCUCAUCUUGAUGUCCAGCGGUGAGAUGGUAACGACCACACGCCAGCGCCUGACCUCCACCUGCCAGCUGAACCUCUCGCUGUUCCCGUUUGACGUGCAGCACUGCAACAUCACCUUCUCCUCCACGAGCUAUGACACCAGCUCUUUGAAAUUGGGCCCUGCCAAGAACAGCUCCGUCAUCACAAGUCUGUCCGAUGAGUUCAUGAUCACCCAGGGGGAGUGGAACCUGCAGAACAUGGAGGUCUCCUUGUAUGAUCACAUUAACGGGAACAUCAGCGUCAGCAAACUCAGAUACACGGUCUUACUGAAGAGGAAGCCGAUGCUUUACGUGAUCAACUUGAUCCUGCCGCUCUUCUAUCUUCUCAUCCUGGAUCUGGCUUCAUUCUUCAUCAGUGCGUCCAGUGGAGAGAAGCUGGGCUUCAAAGUGACCAUCCUGCUGUCCAUCUCUGUCCUGCUGCUGAUCCUGAACGACAUCCUGCCCUCAACUGAAGACAAACUUCCAAUGAUCGCCAGCUACUGUGUCUCUGUCUUCACCGUGGUGUGGCUCAGUCUCCUGGAGACCAUGCUGGUGGGCUUCCUCGCAGACUUCUCUGGUCGAAGCUCUUCAGAUCUUCAGCAAGACUCCGCCAGUCGUGAAGAGCCUGAAGAAGUUCUAGAGAAAACGGAGGUUAAACCAGCGGAGAAGGUCCUACCUCUGGAUGGACUGCAGGACCAUCUGAGAGGGAUCCUGAAGGAAGUGAGAGCGGCGCAGCAGGAAGCUGGACGUCAGGACAAACCAAACGCACAGGAAGGACGCUUGAGGAGAACGGCUAAAAUAAUAGACUGUGUCUUCUUUCUCUGUUAUUUCUUAGUUGUGGUCAUAUUUUUCUUAUACUUGUGCAUCAGCUGGAUUAAUUCUUAACCUUUGAGGCUGUUUUUCACAUUCGUCAUUUAUGGAGGAACAUUCUCUCAUUAAAGUUGAAAUCUAAAUAUCACAAAUAAGUCAAAGGUGUUUUACUGAUUUAACAGUUUUUUCAGGAGCUGCAUCCAGAGGACGUCUCCCCUCACCCCCCAUGAAUAAACUGAAGAUGGCGUUCUUGGGACUAAGCAGAAAUGAAAAGUUAUUAAAUAAUAAAUAGAAUAAUUUAACCUUAAAAGUGACAAAGAACAUGAGAAACAGAAAAAAGUGUGAAAAAAUAAAAUUUGAAGUAAAAAACAGAUAAAAAAUUUCCUGAUGGGUGUGGUAUGUUAUGUUGAGAAAAAACAAUAAAUUAAUGAGAAAUAUUUCAACUGAAACAGACUCAUAAACAAAACACUUAAGAAUUGAGAAUAUUUUAAAUCGAUCAUGUUAUAUAUUCUUUUUGUUUUAGUUUAUAAAAUAAGAAAAAUA